Chanos chanos (milkfish) is the source of this 2718-nucleotide messenger RNA. RefSeq names its product catenin (cadherin-associated protein), alpha 2 (gene ctnna2). Bases 1 to 2718 code for a protein of 905 amino acids. The transcript has 17 exons. Gene Ontology annotation, molecular function: actin filament binding; cadherin binding; beta-catenin binding. NCBI's taxonomy places the organism in Eukaryota, Metazoa, Chordata, Actinopteri, Gonorynchiformes, Chanidae. The record is from RefSeq and is a predicted model, not a curated record. Gene Ontology annotation, biological process: cell migration; cell-cell adhesion. Gene Ontology annotation, cellular component: adherens junction; catenin complex; actin cytoskeleton.
AUGACAAGUGCUACAUCUCCUAUCCUGCUUAAAUGGGAUCCUAAGAGUCUGGAGAUUCGUACCCUUACUGUGGAGAGGCUGCUGGAACCCCUGGUCACCCAGGUAACCACCCUGGUCAACACCAGUAAUAAAGGACCCUCCGGUAAGAAGAAGGGACGCUCUAAGAAGGCCCAUGUGUUGGCUGUGUCUGUGGAACAGGCCACGCAGAACUUUCUGGAAAAGGGUGAGCAGAUCGCCAAGGAUAGCCAGGACCUGAAGGAGGAGCUCGUCGCUGCUGUGGAGGACGUUCGCAAGCAAGGUGAGACGAUGCGUGUGGCCUCCUCUGAAUUUGCGGACGACCCUUGCUCCUCUGUAAAACGAGGUACCAUGGUUAGAGCCGCCCGCGCCCUCCUGUCCGCCGUCACGCGUCUGCUCAUCCUCGCCGACAUGGCCGACGUCAUGAGGCUACUGGCUCACCUCAAAAUCGUGGAAGAGGCCCUGGAAGCCGUUAAGAAUGCCACUAACGAGCAGGAUCUUGCUAAUCGUUUUAAGGAGUUUGGGAAAGAGAUGGUCAAGCUUAAUUAUGUGGCAGCUCGUCGACAGCAGGAGCUGAAGGACCCUCACUGCAGGGACGAGAUGGCUGCCGCCCGCGGCGCGUUGAAGAAAAACGCCACCAUGUUAUACACAGCCUCUCAGGCUUUCCUGCGCCACCCCGACGUGGCCGCCACCCGUGCCAACCGAGACUACGUCUUCAAACAGGUCCAGGAGGCCAUCGGUGGCAUCUCCAGCGCCGCCCAGGCCACCUCGCCCACCGACGAGAAGCACGGGCACGCUGGCAUCGGCGAGCUGGCCGCCGCCCUCAACGAGUUUGACAACAAAAUCAUUCUGGACCCGCUGACAUUCAGCGAGGCUCGAUUCCGUCCGUCUCUGGAAGAGCGUCUGGAGAGCAUCAUCAGCGGCGCGGCCCUGAUGGCCGACUCCUCCUGCACGCGGGACGACCGGCGGGAACGCAUCGUCGCCGAGUGCAACGCCGUCCGCCAAGCCCUGCAAGACCUGCUGAGCGAGUACAUGAAUAACACGGGCAGAAAAGAGAGGGGAGAUCCGCUGAACUCCGCUAUCGACAAGAUGACCAAGAAGACUCGUGACCUCCGCAGACAGCUGAGGAAGGCCGUGAUGGACCACAUCUCCGACUCCUUCCUGGAGACCAACGUUCCCCUGCUGGUGCUUAUCGAGGCGGCCAAGAGCGGGAACGAGAAAGAAGUGAAAGAGUACGCCCAGGUUUUCCGCGAGCACGCCAACAAGCUGGUCGAGGUGGCAAACUUGGCCUGCUCCAUCUCCAACAACGAGGAGGGUGUGAAGCUAGUUCGGAUGGCUGCCACCCAGAUCGACAGUCUGUGCCCACAGGUGAUCAAUGCAGCCCUGACCUUGGCUGCCAGACCUCAGAGUAAGGUAGCCCAGGACAACAUGGAUGUGUUUAAGGACCAGUGGGAGAAACAGGUGCGUAUCCUCACAGAGGCCGUGGAUGACAUCACCUCCGUCGACGACUUCCUGUCCGUCUCAGAGAACCAUAUUCUGGAGGACGUGAAUAAGUGCGUGAUAGCGCUGCAGGAGGGAGACGUCGACACCCUGGACAGGACGGCCGGGGCCAUCCGGGGUCGGGCCGCCCGCGUGGUUCACAUCAUCAACGCCGAGAUGGAGAACUAUGAGCCUGGUGUGUACACCGAACGAGUGCUGGAGUCUAUUAAGCUUCUCUCUGAAACCGUAAUGCCUCGGUUCGCGGAACAGGUGGAGGUCGCCAUCGAAGCUUUAAGCACCAACCCGCCGCAACCUUUCGAGGAGAACGAGUUCAUCGACGCGUCCCGCCUGGUCUACGAUGGCGUACGUGACAUCAGAAAAGCCGUACUUAUGAUCAGGACCCCGGAGGAGCUGGAGGACGACUCCGAUUUCGAGCAGGAGGACUAUGACGCCCGCAGUCGCACCAGCGUCCAAACCGAAGACGAUCAGCUGAUCGCCGGUCAGAGCGCCAGAGCUAUCAUGGCUCAGUUGCCCCAGGAGGAGAAAGCAAAGAUUGCAGAGCAGGUGGAGAGUUUCAGACAGGAGAAAUGUAAGCUGGAUGCCGAGGUGGCCAAGUGGGACGACAAUGGGAAUGACAUUAUCGUGCUGGCCAAGCAGAUGUGUAUGAUCAUGAUGGAAAUGACUGACUUCACCAGAGGCAAAGGCCCACUGAAGAAUUCCUCCGACGUGAUCAACGCUGCUAAGAAGAUUGCAGAGGCCGGUUCCCGAAUGGAUAAACUGGCCCGUGCCGUGGCAGACCAGUGUCCCGACUCGGCCUGUAAGCAAGAUUUGCUGGCCUACCUGCAGAGAAUUGCCUUGUAUUGCCACCAGCUCAACAUCUGCAGCAAGGUGAAGGCAGAGGUGCAGAAUCUGGGAGGAGAGCUCAUCGUUUCCGGGCUGGACAGCGCCACGUCCCUCAUCCAGGCCGCCAAGAACCUGAUGAACGCAGUGGUCCUGACGGUGAAGGCUUCAUACGUGGCCUCCACCAAAUACCAGAAAGUCUACGGUACGGCCGCGGUCAACUCCCCCGUGGUGUCCUGGCGCAUGAAGGCCCCUGAGAAGAAGCCCCUGGUGAAGAGAGAGAAACCAGAGGAAUGUCAGACGCGCGUUAGAAGGGGUUCACAGAAAAAACACAUCUCUCCAGUCCAAGCGCUCAGCGAGUUCAAGGCCAUGGACUCUUUUUAA